This is a messenger RNA of Nicotiana tabacum (common tobacco), 1032 nucleotides long. The record is from RefSeq and is a predicted model, not a curated record. Lineage: Eukaryota; Viridiplantae; Streptophyta; Magnoliopsida; Solanales; Solanaceae.
GUACUUUAGACACUAGCAUUAGUAGAUAGUUACUGAAGAAAGUACUUUGCAUUUACAUUCAUAUUUUAUAUAAUCUACUUUCCCUCCUUUGCCACUAUGCUAAGGCUUCAUUGCCUUACAUGUUCUCAAUUUUGAUGAUGUAGAACCUCUUGCUAGUUCAGUGUUUGUCUCAAACAUCGCUUUUUACCACUAUAUAAUAACUAACUCACAAUAACUGUGAGCCAAGGAUCGGCUUUAUUGUAGUCUCUUUCUGUUAUUAAGUUGUAAUGCGCACUGGAAAUAUGCCUUCUUUUUUUUUUAAUUAUUAGGGUGCUGGAAUGCUUAUAUUUUCUCUUCUUCCCACAUUAGGGAUUCCAUACACAAUCUCAUUUUUAUUUGCAUACUGAGUUUUUUACUUUUUUACCAAGUAUUCCAGAUGCAGGCGUGUUAUAGCAGUAAUGGGCUGAUUGAUAUUUGUCUUACAAAUUUCAAUUGCUACAUGUUCAUUUUGAUAUUUGGUUUACAUAUUUUGCUCUACUUGCAGCAUGGACUGCAAGCAUAUAUAUGAGAAGAAGGCUAUUCUGCAGUUUAUUAAGUCCAAAACCUCACGUGGCCAAUGCCCCGUUGCAGGUUGUCCUAAAGUUCUCCAGGCUCAGAGGGUGUUAUGCGACCCUUUCUUACUUAUAGAAAUUGAUGAAGUCCGCUCCAUGAGUAAGCAAAACGCUGGACCUGAUGCGAUAGAGGAUUUUACUACACUUGAUGAAGAGGAUUGAGGAUUUUUGAGGGCCUGACGGACUGUUGACCCUCUUAUAUGUCCAGAUAUUCAGGGUCUACUCAUGAACAACUUAUGUUUUUGCGUUUUUUUUUUCUUUUUUUGCAAAAAAAGAAAAGCAAUGGUCAAUCUUUAGGAAGUUUGGGGGCAAAGCUAUUUUUUUCCUCGUUUCCAAGAGGGGAUAAUGAAAGUUUUGAAAUUCUUGGAAAGGAAACAACUUGUGCAUACUUGUAUAAAUUGUCAAUGUGUUAAAAAUAUAUUAUAUUAUGGAUGUUCAUUUA